Molecule: messenger RNA, 694 nt
Organism: Anopheles arabiensis
Lineage: Eukaryota; Metazoa; Arthropoda; Insecta; Diptera; Culicidae
Exons: 5
Coding region: 69-614 (181 amino acids)
Source: RefSeq, a predicted model, not a curated record
AGUGAACCGGCUUGUGUCCAGUAGAACACUUCGUAAACGCAUCAAUCCCCCUGUAUAAGCGCUAAAGGAUGGAUUUGAAGAAAAGUGUAGCAGUUGUUUUCGUCUCGCUCGGGUGGAUGAUGCUUCUAGCGACUGCAGCUGACCCAGACUGUGAGAACUUAAAAAAUAGACGCGAAGAAAUGGAGCAGUGCUGCCAGGUGGACAUGAUCAUUCCACUGGACGGGGCGGACGAUUGCUCAUCCAGCGUUGACGAAACCACCGAACCGCACGACAAAAUGAUGUGUCCGCUAGAAUGUAAGCUCAAAUCACUUGGCCUACUGAACGGGGACGACUUAGUGGAGGCAAAGGUACAGGAAUACAUCGAUCGUUUGGAGGGUGAUUGGAAGGGCACGGCACAAACCAUCGCCACCGAUUGUAUCACGACCAUCACGGAGAUGAAAAAAAAGAUACAGGAACGGGACCACGAUAUGAAAUGUUCCCCUGUUGGGGCUAUCUUUAUGAUGUGCCUGAUGAAGCAUACGCAAGCCAAGUGCCCGGAAGAUAAAUGGCAAAACACAAGCUUCUGCAACAAGAUGCGAAGCGGUGAAUGCUUCCCAAAGCGCGGCAGACAGUAGAGGCGGUGUUGGAGCAUGGCUUAAUCGGUGUAAAAAAGCUCCGAAUAUACAGAAAAAUAAAAGCAAAUGUUAAAAAAUGU